AUGGCCACUGCCGCCAUUUCAUGCUCGUUGCCAGCCUACGCACAAAGAAUACCGUGCCGACUUGUACGUGCGCCUGCGCCCGCACGUCUAAUCGGCGCAUGGCAGCGGCAGCGCUUGUACAGCUCGCGCGCCUGGCCCGGCUCCUUCGCGUGCGACGCUGCACCCGCUCUCGAUGAACAUGGCCACAUCCCAUCGGCACCGUACGAUGCCGAGCCACUCACAGGCACGCUGCCUCACACAGACGCACACCUCGUGCUGCAUCCCGCGCAGUAUUCGAGGCCGCCUACGACAUGGCCAUCCCACGUAGAGUCGUCAUGUGCCCUGCUCAGUGAGCUUGCAAGUCGCACGCGUGAGCACGGCUCUUUGGCUGGCUUUCGAGUGAAUCUUUCUAGCGGCGAUGCCGCUCUUGCCGAGCCACCCUCUGGCGCAUGGGAUCCUUCUCGCUCAACGGCUAUGCGCAUGCCACCGAAUCAUGCGCAGGAAGACGAGAUGUUCUGGCUGUACGCAUAUACCACAUCCGGACGCUACGUUCGCUGGCCAGAGCCCAUCUCACUCCGCACGCUGCCGUCCGGCACGGAGCUCCGCACCCAACUCCAGGCGAUGUGGUCGCGUGCGCACGAUACCUUAGAGAGCCACAUCUAUGUAUGCACACAUGGCAUGCGUGAUUGCCGAUGUGGCGUCGCCGGCACUGCCGUCUAUGAUGCACUGCAACGUGCCGUCACGAAUCAUACUGCACAGUGUGCGCAGGACGGUGCGAAGCCGGCGCGUACCAUCCGAGUUUUCCCCAUCAGCCAUGUCGGCGGACACAAGUGGGCCGCGUGUGCGCUGGUCUAUCCGCAUGGCGACUGGUACGGCAAUCUGCGUGUGUCGGAUGUGCCUCUUCUUCUUCGUACAGCUCUGGCCCCAUCGUCUUCACGGCAUGAUCUCGAUGAUCUCCGUGAGCGCCUCGUCGUUUGGCCUCGGUGGCGUGGCCGUCUCGGCAUGUCUCAGUCGGAGCAGCGAGACCACAGAGACGUGUGGGGCCCACCCAUCGUGCACACCGCUCACAUCACACCCGCACGUCGCUCUCGCUCUCACUCUCGCUCUCCCACUCCUUCGCCCCCAGCGGCCGUCGACACGCGAACGACAGUGCCGUUGCGCUUUCACGCACAUGAUGGCACUUGGUACAAUGUCGACGGCCACAUUGGCGAGUCCCUUAUGGAAGUGGCCAAAAGACACAAUCUGCCUAGCAUUGAAGCUACAUGUGGCGGCGAAUUGGAAUGUGCUACAUGCCAUGCGUACUUGUGUGACGCAAGUGACGGCAGCGAUCCCGCCACUCGCGGCGACAUUAAUUGUGCGCCAAGCUGGAGUGCUGCUGCCGUCUCGGACGAGGAAGACGAUAUGCUCGAGUAUGCACCCUUCCGCAAAGCAUCGAGUCGUCUCACGUGCCAAGUACGAGUGUCUCAGGCCCUCUCGGACUGGAUGCAACGUGGCGGCCGCAUUGAACUGGAUCGCUUCUAG
Malassezia globosa CBS 7966 is the source of this 1500-nucleotide messenger RNA. RefSeq lists its product as uncharacterized. The record is from RefSeq and is a predicted model, not a curated record. Bases 1 to 1500 code for a protein of 499 amino acids. Gene Ontology annotation, molecular function: iron-sulfur cluster binding. The transcript has a single exon. Lineage: Eukaryota; Fungi; Basidiomycota; Malasseziomycetes; Malasseziales; Malasseziaceae.